AUAGAAUAAUUAUUAUCAAUAUUUGUAUAAUUAUACGAUUGAACAAUUUAAUCAAAUUUUAAUAAAACUUCGUGUACGCUGGAGGGUUGACGUCAGUACGCGUAAGUAAGUGUUAGUGAUUAGAAUAAAAAUCUUUCUGAGAUUUAACUAUUUAACUUCAUUAUUUACAAAAUAAACGUAACACUUACAAAUUAUUGGAUUAUCUAUGUAGGAAUAACGUGUCAGUAUACUACUCUGUCGAGCAAUUAAAAAACGCAGCAGGUAGCAGCAAGUUUUUCGCACUAGAACUUAUUCACACAUUAUUAGAGAAAGGAGUAAGAAAAAUUCUUACAAAACAUUAUUUAAGAAAAUUAAAUAUUAUUUUUAUGUUUUCGAUGUAUAAUAUAACAAAAAAAAUCAGUAUGUACGAAUAAAAGAAGAAAAAGCAGUAUUUCAAAUUAUAGCUUUAUUCCUUUUUAUGUUAUUGCAGAAACUAAAAGAAACAAGAUAAAUUUUCUUCAAGUGUCAAUAACGUGUCAUAAAUACUAAAAGUAUUUUCUUUUUAUAUAAUAAAUUUUUUUAAACAUACUAGUUUUUGUAACCACAUGGCAAUACUAUCAUAUGUCAAAAAUUUCUGAUGAAGUUAAUUUUAUAUUAUAGCCAUUCAUAUUAUUGAAAAAACUUUUUCUUGAAUAAUAAUAUGAAAAUAAAUAACUCAUAAUAAUAAAAAUCCAAAUAAACUUAUUUACUAAUGAUUAUAUAAUUUUAUAUAUUUAUAUUUAUGAUAUUAACUAAUUUGUCAUUUUAUUAUGAAGAGUAAGAAGAAAUCAUUACGGUAAUUUCAAAGCAAUUCGCAUCAAUUCGUUAUUGCAAACCCAUACCCUUGUAGUAUACAACAUCGUUAUUAUUUCAGCCAAAAUACAAACUUUUCAACGAUUUCGGAAUAUUGAUUGAAAACACGCUUAACAUAAAGGACGCAGCAACAUAAUAUUCGAUAAAAUAAACAGUGUUAUCUUUCACGGAUAACCAGACUUCUUGGAACUACAUUGUCUUCUCCAAUUAAAACCUAUUGAUAAAAUUUACACCUGAAAUAUAUUCUUACUUCACUUGUUUUCUUUCAACGCGAUAAUAUGGAUAAGGUUAAUAUCAAUUGCGGAACAUAGAAAAAUUCACAAAUGAAAUUAUUUCACCCCCUUUCUUUGUUCUUUAUAAUUGUUUCCAAAAUGUUACUAUACGAAACAAAACAAAGAGAUAUAUUACAACUCUUCGAGCACGUACAAUGAAAUCCUGUAUGAGAAAUAUUAAUCCUAUACCGACACGUGAAAGAGAUUUGGCACGAUUUCUUUUCUUUCAGGCUGAUUAAAAUUCGGCAUAUAUCUGGAAAAACAAAAAUAUAUUUCGAACUCCACGUACGAUAUAAUAAUCAAAUUUAAAUAUUUUCCCACGUAAAACCAAACAAAAACAUAUUGAAUGGCUCAGACAUAUCACAGUUGCCUAUAAUUGUUAAUGAAAAUACUAAUGCAUCAGUUAUCAUGAUUGGCAAAAAAGAAAACGAUAUUAUUAAAGAAAUAUUAACAAAAAAAAAAUGUAUGAAUAGUUUUAACUCUCUUGCAAAAAUUAUUAUUUAUAAUGUACAUUAAUUGAAUUAUACAUAAUGUAAUAUAUAAUAUUAAUAUGUAUUAUUACGAUAUACUCAGGGUUAGUUUACAAAUAGAGAUUUGAAUGUAUUAACCUUGAUAGUUUGUAGAAAUGUUAACUAGUAUCUUAGAAACAUUUAAGAUAACGUACUAAUUAUACAGGCUCACUUACGGAUAAAAUCAGCAAAAUUGAUGACAAUGUAACUUUUCCAUUAAAUUUUUUCAUCGCAUUACACUGUUACAUAUAUUUGUUUGGAGUUUACUGUUGAAAUAGCUAUCUCUUAAAAAUGUAGCAAACAAUUAACAGCACAUACAAUUAUUUAAUCAUUCCAGAGUAACUAUCUAAACAUACCUACGAUCAAUAAAGUUAUUCUUUACCAUAUUCCUUUCCUUUUUUCAUUGUUUUUGAUUAUUCCAAUCAUUUUAUCGGAUAGUCAGAUAAAACGAAAAACUUUUUACCGGCGUAGUUAGUAGCGUCAUUAACGAAAUAUUAUUUCAGAAAUCUCGCAAUACGUAACGCUACUCACAAAUAUAUUAUAUAUUGUAGCAAAUAUUGUUAUAUUACAUUUCGACUAAAAUUAAUAAAUCGGUCAACCUCACAUUGCUAUUGAUAAAAAUUGAACCACUUCGAUUAAUUUCAAUUCAAUUAUGGUUUAUAAUAAAUUUAACAAAAUCUUGGGUAAAACGUGCGAAAAUAAUGAAAGCAGAAAUGUAUCAAGUUCUCGUUUGCUAAACCUUAAAAAAAAAACUAAACAAAUGUUUACGAAGAAAGGAAACGUGUAAUACGACGUGAAAACGUAAACAUGAGAAAAUCUACAACCGAACCCCCAUUUCUAUUGAUACUCCAUAAAUGUGCACUGAAUAUUCGCGAAUGAUGAUAAGUAAGAGGAACUCGGAUAUCAUAAAAAAGAGUUAUAUAUAUAUAAACGAAAAAGAAAUGAUUACAUAUUCAAAAACUAUCAUGAGUCUGUGGAACUAGUCAUCAAGAUUUUUAAUCUAUUGUAUAACGUGCCAAAAUAAUCAUCGAAAUAUGUAUGAUUAAAUCCGAAUCUCAAACAUUGUAAAUUAUCAUUAUAAUGUUUCCAUUUGUAUAAUCACUUGGUAAAUUUAAUUAGUUGUGUUUGAACGAGAUCAGUCGAUCGACAGUUGAACAAAAAUAUGAUAUGCUAUUGGCGAAUUAAGCUUAUUUGUGAAAGGAAGAGACAUAACUGAAAUAUUGAGAGUGGGAAUGAAAUGGAGAUAUAACUUGAGUGAGAUAAGUAAUGUAUUUAAAAUUUCCAAAACCAUCUGCGAGAAUGAAAAGUGGGGAUAAAAAUAUUAACAGAAAAAAUGGGAAAGAAGCAAAAUUAGUCAUCAGUAGACCAAGAAAAGAGUACAAAAGGCAGAAGGCGAUAUUAAGUAAACUGACCUCAGUGUACAGAAUAAAGUGCAAAGUGUUAUACCAUUAUAAUAUCUGAAUUAGUAAAAUUCCUAUUAACUAUAAAAGCGAUUUGAAUUUCACUAGACUGCAUCUUACAGAUAGGAUUACAAAAAAUAUCUUACAAUAAUGUUCUGUAUCGCCAUUUCCGAUAAAUCAUAGAAGAGUCGUCCAGCAAACUGAAAGGUGCCUCAGUGUGAUCAUUACGAAUUCGAAAAGUCAGUUUGGCAACAAAAUUUAGCACUAAUUAUUUUAUAUAAUCUAGUAGAUUUCAUUUCGACUAAUUGUUGCAAGUGCAUUCUGAUAUCCAACAAGAGAUAUUAUUAUUAUGAAGAAAAAGAAAUAAAUAAAAAUAUUGUCAUUGGACGUAAAUACGAAAUGCUAAUUCGAAUAUUUGAGAAAUACAUGAAUUGAAAAAAUAAUUAGGGUUAUUUAUGGAUGAAUGAUAAUCUUGUUUGAUUACUCAAGCUUGAUCCUUCGAAUUUAUAAAAGAGAAGGAGAACUAACUAUUAAAAGUUGUAUAUGGUUUCACAGAACGUCCUUGACUGAUCACUUGAGUGUUACAAUAUAUGAACAGUUUCGCUUUGAUCGAAGAGGUAAAAAAGGCCUAGCUAAUUAAAAGUCCAGAUCAAUGAUGACGAACCAUAUGGCAACUGCAGCAGCAGCGAUACAAACGAGUAUGGCUGCACUCGGUAUCGAAAAAUUGAGAAUCAUACCGUUUCUAAUAUCUGUCUUAAUUUAUUUCAAUUAUUAUCUAAUAGACCCAGAAAAUCAACCACAAGUCAUGAAAAAUCUAUUAAAAGAAUACGAUUUCGUAGUGGUCGGUGGUGGUUCAGCUGGUAGCGUUGUUGUUAAUAGAUUAACAGAGAAUUCAGAAUGGAGUGUACUUCUUUUAGAAGCAGGUGGUUUCGAAAACAAGAUUACGGACGUACCGAUUUUCUCUACCUAUUUACAAAAUACCAAAAUAGAUUGGAAAUAUAGGACUGAAAACCAAGAUAGUGCUUGUCAAGCGAUGAAAGAUAAACGUUGUUGUUGGCCCCGUGGAAAGGUAUUAGGAGGUUCAAGCGUACUUAAUUUUAUGAUGUAUAUUCGUGGGAAUCGUCGUGAUUUUGAUCAAUGGGAAAGCUUUGGUAACCCUGGUUGGGGAUACGACGAUGUACUCCCAUACUUUAAAAAGUCACAGAACCAAACAAACCCAUAUCUGGCGCUGAACACCAAAUACCAUAGCACAGGUGGUUAUUUAACUAUUCAAGACUCUCUUUAUAAUACGCUACUGGCUCCAGCAUAUCUUCAAGCUGCAGAAGAGAUGGGUUAUAACAUCGUGGAUACAAAUGGCCAACAACAAACCGGCUUUGCAUUGCCUCAAUAUACAAUGCGCAGGGGUGCUAGAUGUAGUGCAGCCAAGGCAUUCGUACGUCCCAUCAAAUUUCGAAAGAAUUUUCACCUAUCAUUAUGGAGUCAUGUUACGCGUGUUCUCAUAGAUCCAAGUACCAAAAGAGCAUACGGUGUAGAAUUUAUUAGAAAUGGUCAUGUUGAGACCGUAUUUGCAAAAAAAGAAGUUAUACUUUCGGCAGGUGCUAUAAACACCCCUCAAUUAUUGAUGCUGUCUGGAAUCGGUGCUAAGAAUCACCUCGAAGAUCUUGAUAUUCCAGUGAUUCAGAAUUCACCUGGUGUUGGACAGAACCUUCAAGAUCAUAUAUCUAUUUUUGGUCUAUCUUUCCUUAUCGACCACGAGAUCAGCUUUGUUUAUAAUCGUAUAUUAAACAUAAACUCAAUAUUGAAAUAUGAAAUUACCGAAAACGGUCCACUAACUUCGAUUAUUGGUAUCGAUGCAGUAGGCUUUUUAUCCACCAAAUAUGCCAAUCAGACGGACGAUUGGCCCGAUGUAGAGUUAGUAAUUUCCUCUUCCUCGGUUAAUACCAUGGGAGAACUAUUUAAAGAUGCUUUAUGUCUAACGGAUAAUUUUAACAAUGAAAUGUAUGGAGAGAUCAUUAAUCAAGAUAGUUUCAACAUUUUACCAAUGUUGCUCAGACCUAAAUCUCGUGGAUAUAUGAAAUUAAAGUCAAAAAAUCCAUUCGAUUAUCCAUUAAUGUAUCACAAUUAUUUAACGAAUCCUGAUGAUGUAAAUGUUUUACGAGAAGGAGUCAAAGCAGCAAUUAGAUUUGCUGAAACGAGUAGCAUGAAAAGAUUAGGGACAAGAUUUUACAGUAAGCCAUUGGCAAAUUGUAAACAUCUUCCUAUGUUCACGGACGAGUACUGGGAAUGUGCAAUUCGCCAAUUAACCAUGCCAAGUUAUCACAUGAGCUGCACUGCGAAAAUGGGUCCACGAUCUGAUCCAAUGGCGGUCGUAGAUCCCUCUUUAAAAGUAUAUGGAGUAGAAGGACUUCGAGUGAUCGAUGCUUCGAUCAUGCCUACGAUCACUAGUGGAAAUAUCAAUGCACCUGUGAUAAUGAUUGGUGAAAAAGGUUCGGAUCUCAUAAAGAAGGAUUGGAUAUCUAGACGAAAGAGAAGCAAUGAGACUAUCUCAGGUUCUUUCAAUCAAUAUUAGAUAUUUUGGAUAGUCCAUCGAAUGAAAGUAAUUUAUAUAUUUUUCAAAUACGUAGUAUAAAAUAAUUAUGUGUACUAUUAAAAAUUCUAAAAACUUGCUUUUUAAAGAUAUAUAUAUAUAUAUAUCUGUUUGUAUGUGUUAUUAAUUCGUUUACUAUCAAUAAAUGAUGG
This is a messenger RNA of Vespa velutina, 5751 nucleotides long. Its product is annotated as glucose dehydrogenase [FAD, quinone]-like. The record is from RefSeq and is a predicted model, not a curated record. The transcript is spliced from 4 exons. NCBI's taxonomy places the organism in Eukaryota, Metazoa, Arthropoda, Insecta, Hymenoptera, Vespidae. Gene Ontology annotation, molecular function: oxidoreductase activity, acting on CH-OH group of donors; flavin adenine dinucleotide binding. Bases 3665 to 5581 code for a protein of 638 amino acids.